AACAAAUUGGCGUAGUAGGAGUAAAGGUUCGGAGGACGCAAGCGCGCGCGCCGCCGAGUACGCCCAAAGACGACGACGGAAGUCGCGGCAACAAACAGUGACCGGCAAACAUCGAGAAGUCCGUUGGCGUCGACCGCGCGGUUACGUUCGAUUACACGCUAGCUACACGUGUUCGUGUCCGUUAUGCGGUUGCUAUCCGACAGAGAUCGACGAAUGAUGUUCGUUACACCGAAUUCGUGAUUUGUUACAUGUAUUUUUUUUUUUUGUAUAGAACUACACAAAUUUUGAUUUACCAAAACUCACGCGCGUACCGUGCGCGUUAAAAAUGUUGUCAAUUAUGUAAAUCAAACUCUAGUGCCAUUGAAUUUUUGCCCAGUAGUCAUAUUCUGACCGGAUCUCGAAAAUGUACCGAUGUCGAACAAUCAAAACGUACAAGACAAAUCGAUCGUUCAAAAUCAAAAACUGCCACCACAGAUUAGAAGAACGCCAAUACUGUUGGAGCUGCAGUAGCCAGCUCAGUCCUCGAUGUGGUCAACGGUUGAGCAGGCGUUUGGCCCGCUCUGUAUCAGUGCCUCCGAGAAACGUUCACCGAUCAGUGCCAUUUUGUAGAUCUAAGUCAAUGCCAUACCGCGAAAAAGACGCCAAAAUGCCUGCGAAUUUCGAAAAUUCUUCUAUUAAAACAUGUUUUUCCUUGUCGUCACUUCACCCCUCUACGACCAAUGUAGAGAUUGGGCAGCAAGUGAAACAACGACCUUAUAACAGCCUCACCAAAAAAAUCAAGAAAAAUGAACCGCCUAAUCAACAAGAUUGUUGGAGAGGCGAUAGUAGUUUCGAGUUUUUGUCCAGUCUGAGAACCAGUUAUCAAUAUCUUAUGGAUAAUAACUUAAUUGAGAGCUGUAGAGAAAUCAGAUGUGAUCUGAGUAAUGCUUCGCCUAUUCAAGAAUGGAAUGUUGAGCGGUUAAACAUUUAUAUUAAAGAGUUGGAGAAGAGUUUUUGUUCAGGAACGCCGGCAAAAAAUAAUGGUCGUUCUGUAGCAGAAAAUGUAUUGUCACCCAAAAGACUGAGCAUGAGCGAAGAAGUUCGUAGACUGAACAUUUUGCGCCAUAUAGCGCAGCUAUCCAAAAGACUGCCAAAUUUUCGGGAACCGUCGCUAAAUCAAAGCCGCUCCUCCAUUUACAAUGCACAUUAUUUAGAUGUAAAGUCUAAUUUACGAACAUUGGAUCAAUGGAUGGGUCAAAUGGAAGUGCGGUUAAAACCAAACUAUUUUCGAGUUGAUUGGAAUCGUCGCGAAAUUAGUCAAAAAACAGAAGAACACAAGUCCAUACACAGUGACAUCGAAUCGAAGGGCAAAUGCAUCCGUUUGGCAUUAAAGUAUUGCCAGUGGUUAUCCGACGAACAUCAGCUUGCGAGUAACCAAGAGGUAUUACAAGCUGUGCCUUCUCUGACUAAAAAGGCGAAGCACUUUGAACACCGCUGGCAAUUACUGUAUAUCAGAUCACUGGAGUGGAUUUGUUUUAUUGAAAGCCUAUCAGUGAAAAAAUGUCGCAAGGAUAGUAUUAGUUCUUCAGAUCGCGAUGAAGAACCGGUCCAUAAAUAUCCUCGGAUGAACGAAGAACGCAUUUUACCGAAAUUAUCAAACGAUAAAAUGGAAACUGGAAAAUCACCUAUUCCCGUGCUACAUACAGAGCGAAUGCCAUUUGACGAAACGGCCAACUUUCAUAGGUCGGAUAGAAAGGGUCCGAAUCUGGCCACUUUCUAUUAUAGGCAUCUCGACACUGAUUCGGAACAGGAAACUAAGAAAAAUUCGAUUCCAUUAAAAAUUGAUGAGAAAACAUCGGAGUCGUCGGGAGAAGACGAAGAAGAAUGGACUUACAGCCCGAGAACAACCGAUGUAACGAAAAAAACAGAAGAGCACAUUUCGUUAGCGGAACCUGCCAAUUUAGAUGAAAUAAAAGCCUUGGUGGAUAACGUGAAUUGGUCAGUUCCGAAACCGAAAUAUCAGGAUAAACAUUGGAUAUCUGGUAGCGGAGUGAAAAGAAAACAUAUCAUAAAUGAAAACUUAGAUCCCGAAGACGAAGGGUGUAUCGGUGACAGUUGUGAUGCCAGCGGCGAAUACACGACGGAAGACGAUGACCAACAUUUCAGUUCGGAUAACUAUUCGCAUUCUUCGCGAUCUUGUGAUAUAACUGUUGUACAGUCCGCCGAUUUGGAGUUUUCUUGUAGCCCGGGUCGUUUAAACAUUUGCAGUUCUCCAAAAGUCAUUUUGAGGCCUAAAACCAACUCUAGAAACGCUCUGAGACCAGUUAGUAUGUCUGGCCUUCCCCAAAGCACCCCGAAAGCGAGGCUGCUCACCGAUUCCUGUCAGUUAUCCGUUUCCGAAUCGGCCUUAAAUAGUCUUUCUCAUGAGCAAGUGUCUGUUAACGGUAGAGAUUCGUCGACUAUCGAAGAAUCUACCGCUACUCAGACGCAAGACUGCUGCAGUGGACCUUAUACCACGAAUUCCUUGAGGAGACGCAAACUAAAGCACAGAAAACGAAGCACAGUGGAAAAGAAGAGCAAGAGUGGUUCGGCUGACAGCCUUUCGUCCGCUGUCAAUUCUGUUACGUACAAUGAUAUGGUCAACUCUGGUUCGUUUUCCGGCUCUUUGUGCGGCAUUUCUCUAAUCGAACCGCAGCGAGCGGACUCGGAGACGGAAGAAGAAACUACUAAAGAGUCGAGAAGGCAGGCCUCGCGGAAACGACCAAUGAAAAUGCCCGUAUUCCGCUUAGGCGAGUUUGGCGCGGUCACCCCGAGGGAAAAUCGAUUUCCUCUAAGGUCUCAAAUGCCGUCAGGUACGACGACGGACUUUAGCUCGUUUUCCGAACAGGCCUGGGACAGCUAUCAAGAGAAGUACUUAAGCGAACCUUACAGCGAGGACCCUCCCGAUCCCGAAUCCGUUAGGCGCCUGUUAGACUUUGGCGACGAUUACAGAAAGUACAUCGACAGUCAGUCCGACUGCGCCUCUAGUAUCGGCAGACCCGCGUUUAUCGAUGACGAUACCUUUGAACAAGAGUCGUGUGAAUCCGUGCGCAAGUUGAUUCUCAAGAGUAGGUUGCAGUUGAACUAUUUGGAACAAGUGCUUUCCAAACUGGUCACUUGCCCUAACUCGAAUCUUACACUAACUGAUGUUGGCCAGGUAAAACAGUGGUGCCGAGAAAACGAGUACUGUCUUCGUUUCUGUUUGGAAGGGAUCGACGAUAAUAAUACCGUAAUUUCGGCGAACGAUAUCGCAGAAGUCGAAGGUAUGGUGAAAAAAUGCGAGCGCAUUGAACUGGAAAUUUCCAAGCAAGAACAAUUCCAUUUGCUGAAGACUGACAUUGCAGCGAUUAAAACACAUUUAUUAGCAUUUACUCGUAAUGAUCGGCUCGACAGCAAUGUAAAAAAUAAACAUGAAUUACAAGUUUUCAUUCUCACUGCUAAGACUGAGUUAUCAAAUUUAGAAACGUAUUGGAAGGAUCGUAAUAUAGUAAUGAUAACCGAACAGUUGAAUAGGCAUUAUGAUGAGUCAACGCAACCUAAUGCUGUUCUUCUACAAAUGAGCAAAGAUGUAGCAGAUUGUUAUUCCAUGUUUACUAAUGCUAAGAAAAGGUUGGAAGACGAUAUAACGAGGUAUCAAGAAGCAUUGGUUACGUUGACCGAGUGCGACCGCCAACUGAUGGAGUUGGAGAUGAAGUUCAAAGGAUUCGGAGAUGAGGGCAGUUUGGGAGGAAUCCCGAAAUUGGGAGGUUUCGGUUCAGCGUCGGACAGUGGCAUGUCCGAUUCUGGAUCGGAGCAUGAGCUUAAUGAACAUGAAAAACGAUUAAGCAACCUAAGACAAUUAGCUAACAAUUUGAUGAGCAUCAUGACACCCGGAAGCGAAGCACUUUUAUCGAUUUUAUCUAGAAUUGAAAAUAAUGAGAAACAAUUGAAAGAACUUCAACAAACGUGUAAAGACCUAUUGGGAAAAGCUGAAGUCCAAGCUGAAGAUGUAUUGGAUAAAUCUAUUGAAACAAAAAUCGUUGAAACAUCAGAAGAAACCAAGUCGCCUUUGGACAAAUUCAAAGACAACACAACACUAUUAUGGCGCACACUUCGCAUUGCUGUACCAUUUUACCUGGCCAUCAUGAUUCUGUGCUCCCUGGGAUGGCUAGAACCGCAGUGCUGUGAACUGCAGAACAAUUACAAAUGGUCGUUUGCCUUAGGCUUACGCUAUUUAAACGGGCCGCCCCCGACGUGAUACAGGAGAUUGAUAUUUAUAAUUACUUAAAAAAAAUAUGCAUAACAACUGAAAAAUAACAUUCUUCCAUAUUGUGUGUGUGUAUACAGCUAUUUAUCGUUAUUACUAUAUUCUUUGUUAACUAUUUUAUUCUCGGGAGUACGUGAAACACAUUGGCGGCACAAAGCGAGGAGUCUCUGGUUUUCUUCUCGUUUCCCCUCCCACCCCACCUACCCAUUGAAAAUUCAACAUUCCUAACAAUUUUGUUUGUAGUAGUUAGUAGUUAGUAAGAACCUAUUGAAAUACAAUGUUUUUUUUUUAAAUAUAUAUAUAUAUACAUUUUAUGUAUUUUAAAUACGUUAGCCUUAAGCAUAUAUAUAUAUAUUAUUAUUAUUAAAAUUUGGUACUGAAAAAAGCAAAAAAAAAAAUUACCUAUGUAAUCUAAUAUUAUUUUAUUUUAAUGCUUUUUAUUGUAAAUAUUCACAAAAAUUGGUUUUGAUUGAUUGUUAAUAAUUUUUUUUUCUUAAAUAGUUUAUUUGUUUUUAUUUUUAUUAUUUAUUACGAUUUGAAGACGAUUUUAGUCGAAAAAAACGAUUACGUUGUUUUUUUAAUGCAAGUGACUCAACAAAAUAACUGAUGAAACAGAGAUAAUGAUUUUAACAAGAUGUAAUUAUCUUAAAUUUGAUUUGAUAGUGAAAAUAAUAAUAACUAUAACAAAUCAUGAUAUGUUUCGCUGUUGAUAUCAUCCCCGCUAACCAUAUUUUUAUAGGACCUUGUUACCAAUUUAAACAUUAUCCAAAGUACAAAGUGCAUAACUUUUUAGUUUUUCAAAACCAAACAAAAAAUAUAAUUGUUAAGUGUGCUUAGAAAAAAUGUUUUCUACAGCUAAAAGUUUUAUUUUAUCUACUCGAGAUAAUAUGGGUAUAACAUUUAAAUACACUAAAGAAAUUGUUCUAGUUUUUAUGUAGGAGUUAGUCAAACAUAUUUUAUAGGAGUGUUACUUUAAUCUUUUUUUUAUAUACAGAAUCCUCGGCUUAGGAUU
This is a messenger RNA of Adelges cooleyi (spruce gall adelgid), 5276 nucleotides long. RefSeq lists its product as uncharacterized. The transcript is spliced from 22 exons. Gene Ontology annotation, cellular component: membrane. Bases 404 to 4255 code for a protein of 1283 amino acids. The record is from RefSeq and is a predicted model, not a curated record. Lineage: Eukaryota; Metazoa; Arthropoda; Insecta; Hemiptera; Adelgidae.